CCGCGUCGUCAGCGUAGCGCAUGACCCACAGGGCCUCCGCGUCCGUCACCACCGUCGUCUACUUCCCCGCCGACCUGCCCUUCUUGCCCGUGUACUCCACUUGUGUCCCGAUCUUGACCAUGUCCGCCGUCACCUUGGGGUCCUUGUCGAACUCGGUCACGGCGACCAUGAGCAUCGCGCCAACGAACAAGUUGAACAGCAGCGGGGCCAGGUUGCAUCCCUGUCGGAGGCUGUGUAGACGGUCGGGAGAGAGAGAGCGAGACCACGGGCGAAUGAAGGCCAACGGCGGCUGCCGAAGUGCAGCAUUCCUCCCGCUGUUCGCCCUGAUUUGCGCCGCCGCUGGAUUUACAACAACGUUGUUGUCAUCGCCGGCAAGCUCGCAUGGAUGUGUUUCUCGCCCGCUGCCACAGCGACAUAGCACCAAAACCGGGAGAAGGAGCUGUAGCAUGAGCGAGGGACAACUCGGAGUUGGUUUCGACUUCGGCACAAGCGGCGUUCGAGCCGUGGUGAUUGAUGUCGAAGGCGAGGUGAAGUUCGAUUCCUCGCUACGGUGGGCUGCACCGGACGACCCUGACGAGUGGCUGAGGGCUGCGGACACGCUGAUGGGAGACGUGCCGCUAGCUCUGCGCAAGCGAGUGUCCAGGGUGUGCUUCAGCGGCACGUCGGCGUCCUGUCUUUUGGUUGACAUCCAUGACCCCUGCAGAGUCACGCGAGGCCCCCGGAUGUACUCGUACAACACGCUGACGGAGCCCAUUUCGAUGGAGGCGGCCCGAAGAGCUCUUGGUGCACUGGAACAGAUCGCGCCGGACAAGCACACCACGCUCAGCGGGACCUCGGCGCUGAUGAAGCUGGUGUGCUGGCACCUUGAGAGCCCCAUCGCGCCGGAGGAGGCGUUUUCCCACCAGGCGGAUUACGUCGCAGCGCACGCCAGGGGAGCGAGGGGCCCGGGUUCGAUCGUUUCUGACUGGAACAACGCCCUCAAGGCGGGGUUUGACGUGGAGACGCUGCGAUGGCCCGGGUGGUUGCUGGGGAGCAAGCUCGGCGAGGAGAUAAGGCAUUGUCUUCCCGAGGUGGCGAUGCCGGGAGCCGUGGUCGGGCCAGUGUCCGCCAGCAUGGCGUCGAGGUUCAGCUUGCCACCCACGUGCUCGGUGGUGGCCGGUACGACAGACAGCAUCGCCGCCUUCAUCGCCGCAGACGCCACCACCCCCGGCCACGCGGUCACCAGCCUCGGCAGCACCCUCGCCGUCAAGAUGCUCAGCGAGCGUCGCGUGGAAGACGCAUCGCUAGGGGUAUAUAGCCACCGCCUAGGCAACGCCGGGAAAGUUCGAGGGGCCGCCACCGCCAAGGUGGAGGAAAGCAACCAGAACCAGCAGGGGCGGCGAGAACGCGGUAGCAAUGGUGUCGACGCCGACGAUGCGAACGCGGAUGCGGAUGCGGAUGAGGAUGCCGACCUGUGGUUGGUGGGAGGGGCGUCGAAUGUCGGGUGUGCGGUCCUUCGGGUGGAGGGCUUCGAGGCGAGUAUUUCGUCGGAGCUUGAGGCACGAAGCAGCGACAUCGAUCCCUCGACGGACUCCCCGUUGAAGUACUACCCGUUGCAGAGGGGCACCGUGGGGGAGAGGUUCCCAACCAACGACCCCCUCAAGAAAUCGAUUUUGGAGCCAAGGCCGGAGAACCGGACGGAGUACUUGCACGGCCUGCUUCAGGCCAUCGCCAGAGUGGAGAGCGAGGGGUACGCGGCUCUCGAGGCCCUCGGCGCGACGAGGCUCAACAGGGUCGACACGGCGGGGGGCGGGGCGGUCAAUCCCACGUGGAUGGCGAUGCGGCAGCGAAUGCUCGGAGUCCCUACCGGCAAAGCAACCAACACCGACGCGGCUUACGGCUGCGCGCUACUAGCGAUGCAAGGCCUUCGAAGCACGGGUGCCGCCGUUGCCACCACCACCCCGACAUCGUCGCAAAAUUCAGCAAAUGGUGGUACGUAGAAGAACCGGUGAUGUUUUAUUGGGGGCAGCCGGGAGGGAGGGAGCCCGGUGCUUCACAAACGAAAGUAGAAAUUCCUCCCCUCUUUUGCCGGCACCCUCGUUUCUAGUACGUGCGGGGAGUUCGAACCGUGGGGAGUUUUGAGUGUUGUGAAGAAUUACGAGAGCCGCACGCAUCAGAGUACGAGGUUGGCGGGUGGAAGGGUUGAGUGUAUGGGCGGGUGGGUGCCUUUGAGCUCGAUAGAGCAUGGCAUGGGUCGCUCGUGGAGGGGUGACUGCGAGACGACCGACCCCGUGGACGAAAAGCGUCUUAGAAAUCAGAGGAAACUGUUGCUGCCGUCCCAACCAGCAACUUCCACAAUAUUGUUUUACGAAACAUGCUGCAGACUACCGCCUGUUUUCCGUUUUUGGUCGAAACUUGUGGGCGAUGGGGGGGGGUGCGUUCCGAUCAUGUUGUCACCCCCUCGAUGCCAUUGUGCGGAGUGUUACGGGCGGGCCACUUGUGAAACUCAACAACGUCGAUAACUGGACUGAUUGUUAGGGGGGGUGCUUUACUAUCCACAUCAAUCCUCCAUUUGUCCCGGAACCUCCUUUGGACUUUGAAGUUGUUGGUAUGGUAUUGGGCGCUAGUCGGCCCUGUUCUUCUCAGGAGAGCGACCGCGCACAGCGAGCGCCCUCGUGCGUCGAGACAGCUGAAAUCUUGGCAGGCAAUGUAAGUUACUCGGGAAACCUGAAGCAAGAGCAGUGCGAUGGUAUUGUUUUUGCACACAGGGUUGUAUGCAUAUGGUAGAAGUGGUCUAUCAAUAGAGUUUUCACUCCCUUUUUAUGUGCGUAUAGACAGACAAGUGCAUGGUUUUCGAGCACCAAUUUUUACGUGCGUGCGUUUUGUGUGUUAUUGCUCUCAACCUAUUUCCUGUUUUGGGUGUCCUUGCUCUAGGCUGUGAAGAUGAAGUGGCUGCUUGCUUUAGCUCAGUAGUUGGCUGAGAAGAUGAGCAUAUUGUUGCUUUGGCGUAGCGCGUAGGACGGCGGGCGCGCCACCGCUAGGGGUGGGAAAUGAACGGAUACAGUGGGCUGGCCGGGAUACGAAAGGAUCGAUUUUGUCCCUCGCCAAGAGGGAAGAACGAAGGGGAGAGAGAGACAGGCAGCCAUCAAACCGGCAAGUAAAUGGGGGCCAUCGCAAGGGAACAUACACUCCAGACUUUGAUGCGGUCGGUCGUCGGAAAGCCCUGCCGAUUGGGUAGACAUUUACGAUCGAGCAAGAGAUACGCACACACGUGUAGUACAUGUAUCUUAGAAGGUGUGUGUUCUCCACCUAUAGACUUUGCUCGGCAGGAUCACGAACAAGCCAUGGACGGGUCGGGUAGCAACUUUUAUGGCGAACACGCUACGCGACGGUCUUCAUGCCACAAAUGACGCCGCACUAUGUUUGCCAGGUUCUCUUGUUUGUGGUCGACAAUACACUACGCACGUCCGUUUUCUGCGGUGGGGGGGUAGGGUCCUAAGAGAAGUCGCGCGAUCGGAAAGUUGUGGGGGGGGUGGAGGGGUGGAGGGGCGAAUUUGGGGGAGAUGAAUCCCUAGACACCUUCAUUGGGCGGCGUCUGUAUGAAAGUACUAAAGGAAGUGGCCGGUUGUUGCUGUCACCUACCAUCCAUCUUGUUGCUAUAUAGUCAAACGAGUAAAAUAGUGGUUCGUUCUGGCGCGCCCAGCUCUUCGUUCGCUCGUGUGCGCGGUGAAUGUAUCCGAGUCACGUGAAAUGCACUACAUACAUGCGACAGCCGUGGUCAUUGUUGUUCUGGUGUUCGUUGUACUUCACCAA
Molecule: messenger RNA, 3792 nt
Organism: Ectocarpus sp. CCAP 1310/34
Lineage: Eukaryota; Phaeophyceae; Ectocarpales; Ectocarpaceae
Source: the annotation of a GenBank genome assembly